AUGGACAGCGUCAAGGAGGCCUCGGAUGCCAUGCCCGCCAAACAGACUCAGCAAGAGGAGAUUCUGGCAAACAAGCCCAUCCCCAAGCCCAACCUCAACGCUACCGAGGCCGAGAAUGUCUACCCUAUCGGCAUGCUCAUCCCUGCAGCAGACAUGCGCAACUUGACGGUCAAGGAAUGGCAGGACAGCAAUGGCGAGGACCUCAAGUUUUCUUCGCGUUAUGUCGCCAACCGUGUCGCUCCCAUUGCUGUUCGUGACGACGUCCAGAGACUCAAGGCUCUCAAAUACCUCAUGCUUCUGAUCGAGUUCAACCUCGCUCUCAAACCAGCAGGAAAGGCCGGCAAGAAGGUGCCACAGAAGGACCAACUACGAAGCAAGCUGCAGGACUGGCCAGAGACUCUGAUCGAGAGUGUCAGGAGGCGAUUCUCGGACAACAACGAACUCAACAAAUGGCACAUGGAUAACCUCAUCACACACAUGGCUGCCAUCUCGCUGUUCAUUGAUGGCUACAAACUCGACACACACGAUUUACGCGAGGACUUGCGUCUGGAGAACAAGCAGUAUGUUCCUCGUUCCAUACUAUCUCAUGUCAUUAUGCUAACACAAGUCUACAGGAUGUCACAGUACUUUAUGGAGCUCGGCUGCAAGGUCAACAACCCUACCGAGAGAGAGCAAGCAGAAUUCAAGAUCCCUAACAAGGCCGUCGCCGCGCAACGCAGAGUUGCCAAGUUGAAGAUUCCUCUCGACUUCCCCAAGGUCAGGAUGAUGGCUCGCAGAAGAUGA
Messenger RNA from Aureobasidium musti, 783 nucleotides. The record is from the annotation of a GenBank genome assembly. NCBI's taxonomy places the organism in Eukaryota, Fungi, Ascomycota, Dothideomycetes, Dothideales, Saccotheciaceae.